AUGACUGUGCAGUAUAUGGAAACCGAAGCAGUCGCAUCCCUUUAUAGAGGUAUCACCAAGGCGUCCCUUGAAAACGCAGUCGAUACCAUGCGGCUGAAUAUCCUGAACAUGUACUUCCACCCGAAGGAUGGUUUUGUGCUCCACCCCCAGAUACCACUCUCGGCAGCCAGUAGCAGGCGGGGGAAUAUUGCAGUUGCCCGUGUGAAUACUGUGGGCCACCAAGAGCUCGUUAUUCUCUGUGAGAACGAGCGUGCUGAGUUUGAGGGGCGGAACGCCGAGUGGAAGGAGGCCCUUGAGCAACUGACUUCCUAUCUCAAUAUUUCGGAAUCGGCCGUCACUGUCGAAUCUACCAGCUUGGUGGGAAGCAAGGGGAGGAACUAG
Molecule: messenger RNA, 381 nt
Organism: Histoplasma mississippiense
Lineage: Eukaryota; Fungi; Ascomycota; Eurotiomycetes; Onygenales; Ajellomycetaceae
Exons: 3
Coding region: 1-381 (126 amino acids)
Source: RefSeq, a predicted model, not a curated record